ACGCGCUGUUAAGCCACUUUUAUUCUUCAUUAUGCAUCUGUUGUAAGUAGACUUACCAGAGACGGUUUGAAUAUUUCAUUUAAAGCGCGACUAGUGUACUUUGACUUCAAGUCCCAUGAUGCACUUCUGAUGCCCCACUACAAGGCAGCAGCCAGUCAGCAGCAGGUAAACAAACCUAUCUGCUCCUUCGAGAAGGCGAGACCAAACAAAGCGUAUGCGCUUGUCGGAAUAUCUUGCAUCUUUAAUGGCGAGGAGGAUGAUAGUCGAGAGAGAGAUGCGUCAGCUGUCACCAAUUCUUUAAAAAAAAAAAAAAAAAAAAGGUCGCCGCGUUGACAUUUAACGGAGGCAGAGUCAGCGACAAGCAGAAGGACGAGUUGAACCUGCAGUGAAUAAACUCGCGUCGACAUAUGCGCAUGAUGCAUUGCAGCACUUUUGAGAAAACUGGUGUUUUUAGCCUCAUUCUCAGAAUAGGUUACAUGAUCCGGGAUGUCGGCUGGGUUCUUUAGCCACCGUAACUUUUGAUUGUGCUGGAUUCUAAACAACACCCCAUCCGUGCGACCUGCAACAUGGGGCCCAUCAUGCAGGAACGCACAGCAUCCUCGACGCUGAAACGAGUCGUCUCCAAAGAGAAAAUUCGAGUAAAAAACACCGAGAACAGUGUGCCAGUAACCAGUUCAAAGAAAGGUAACAAGAUGAAGAAAGCAGUGGGUCAAAUGAAAAAUGGUCCCCAAGGACCAGGACCAGGUCAGGAAAAGGACACGCUGACCACAGUGCAGAAGGGUGCACAGUCAAAGGGAGGCAGAUUCAAAACCGCCACUGCAAGGAAUACAAGCAAACUCUCCAGCCCUGAAGAAGAAGAUUUAAGACCUCCGCUUAGAAAACACUUAUCUGUGCACAGAAAAGAGGAGAAACGUGAAAAUCAACGGUUGACACAAUGCAGCAAUGAGCUACACCCAAAUCGAGGAGCAAUGGGUAAAAAUCGGCGAGCCCUUUCAUUGCCUCUCUCCCCAAUAUCCGGUCUGCGACACAUGCCAUCCCACCCUCUGUCACACUCCCCAGCCCCCACACCAGAAUCCCUACAGCAUCACUACAACCAGAAGGAUAUUGACACUGACAGUGCUAGUGAUCUGUCAGACUCUGAGAGACUGCCCGUGUUGCCCUCUCCAUGUACCCCCUGUACCCCUCCUCACCUCAACCUCAGGGCCGAGGUCAUCAACACCAAUGACUUUCCACCUGACUUCCCGGGACCCCGAGGGUGUGUGGGUGAUGAAAGUGAGAGUGACAAACCCAGCUACAGUUACACAGAUUUUCUGCCGCCGCCCUUCAACAGCUGGAGCCUGAGACAGCUUGCCGUCUUUAUCCACACAGAGGGCCGUGGGGCCCCCAGGCCCAAGCCUGUAGGGAAUUUAGAGAAGUACCUGGAGAGGUUGCUGCAGCUGGAGUGGCUCCAGAUCCAAACAGUGCAAGCAGAGAGCAACAGGCCGCCUGGGAGCCGACCAAGACCACAGGGCUUUCCCUCUGCUACCACCGCACACCCUGCGCACAGGCCUCACACAGCACCAUCAUCUCGUCUCAACUCCCCCAAAGGGCUGCGGCAAAGCCAGCGAGCCUUCCCAUUGGCACCUUUAAACAACCCUCCAUCACCUGCUUCAGCCCAGCACUCCCGCUUCCCAGUUUGCCCACAUUGUCACAUUCGCUACCCGCUGUGCAAUGGGAGCUGCUCUGCCAAUGCGUACCAGCGCCACUCGAGGCUCAGCCCACUGCUUGAGCACAGAGCCAGACCUGGGGCACCAGCAAAAAGGAGCAGCAGUGAGACCAGAGCAACUUCGACAGAAGGUAGAAGCCCAGGAGGACAAGGUGGUGGAGAAGGAGGAGCCCACACCCCAGUUAGCCCCUCAGCUGGUAGGAGUCAUCUCAGACAAAUGCAGGCUGCAGGCAAUGCACGUAAGCAACCCCAGGAGUCUGGAAGCAACCCAAACAGCCGAGGACCAGUGAGGAAAAGCCGCCUCAGAGCUAACUCUGAGACAGAUGUUAAAAAGGAGUCUGGUGGCAGUAAAGCCGCUGGUGCAGAGAAACGUGUCUUUGCUGCAAGUAAGAGAGAGGUCAUCACCUCUAAGAGAGCAGAGAAGGACUGGCAGAGGCAGGAGACGGGAGGUCAGGCCUCUAAAACUUCAAUGAAGAGAUCGGCUAAAGAGCCGCAGUCUAUCUCCAAAGCACUGCUUAGUAAUAAGCAGAAUGGCAAAACAAAAAAUGUUCACUUUGUCGCAAAGUAAUCUGUGUACACUUACAGUAUUGCACUUUACUUAGUGUUAACUUGGUCCAGGAGCUUGAACCAUUGCUUGCUUUCUGUGUAAAACUAACUGUUGUACAGAAGUCUAAAUCAGUGAUGUACAGCCUACAAAAGUCAUAACUAACAUGAGCAGCUAGAAUAGAGACAGCAGUCACGUCAAAGAAAAACACUUAAAUGAAACAUAUAUUUAGAUAUUGUAUUUAUUCAAAAUGUAUGGUACAGUCAUAAUGUUAAACUCUGUGGUGACAGAAGAAUAAUUAUGGCCCUCAACAAGACAGGAGUUUAAAAGCAACGCUUCUGUGUUGUUACAGUUAUUUGCACUUCACAGUCAGGUCUCCUUGUGCUACUACUGGUGGAAUAGCUAGGCAUUGAACAAAACAUCUACUGAACUACUUAACAGCUUUCGGCAUAAGUAAUCCAUAGUGAAGUUUAACAUACAUCAUUGCAUUUUCAUCAUCCAAUACAACCGUAGCUGUAAUAAGUAGUUUGAAUGUUAGAAUGUCUUGGUUUUCAGUGCUUUUUACUUUACUUGAUGUUGCUUUUUAUCCUUUCUUUGGUGCCUCAUGUUUUAAGUCACAUGUUCAGUUGGAGCAUCUUAGGCUGAAAUGAAGGUGGCGCAAUAAGUGGUGUUAUACUACAGUAAUGUACGUUUCAGAUAUAUUUGUGCAAUGGAUUUAUAACUUUGGUUACAAGGGCUCUUCAUAUUUGAACAGCUUGAAUUGUAGUUGAUGAUGAUAUCCUGUAUUUUGCAUAGAACUGAGCUCUUUCUAUCAUUGAAGACAAUGUUAUGUUUGCUAUGAAUGUAAAUGCAUAUUUUUCCAAAUUUUAUAUACCAUAGUUAUAUUUAUGAAAAGUGUUGUGGUUGACCUGUAUUCACCAUUGUCAUUAUCAUGUUUACAUUGUCAUGCACAAAUACAAAAUACUUCGCUAAAAAGCUGAAUGUAAUAUAAUGUAUCAAUGGGUCAUUCUUAGGCUGAAGUGUAAUUUAAACACAUCGUUGCUGUUUUGCUGUAAGAGGUUGUUGUCUACACAUAUACCCUCCAUCCUCCACUGCAAACUUGAAGAUUUAAGAACACUGGUUAGAGUGUCUUUUCUAUCUGUUGUGAUUUACCAUGCACACCGAAUUCAUGAAAACACUGCAAUGUUAAUAAUGUGAUAUGUAUUCAUAUUGCACAUCUCCUUAAUAUUCAUGUAAAGUAUAAAAGCCAUAGACAAGGGACCAGAAAUGGUGGUGAUAUUAUAAAUGUGUAAAUGAUGUUGACAAGCACGCAGAAAGAUUGUGGUACGUAUUUUCACCAUGUUGAAUGCAAGUAUUUGACGGCAUAGAAAUAAAUGUUUUGCACUCAAGGGAAA
Labrus bergylta (ballan wrasse) is the source of this 3643-nucleotide messenger RNA. RefSeq names its product family with sequence similarity 217 member Ba (gene fam217ba). The record is from RefSeq and is a predicted model, not a curated record. NCBI's taxonomy places the organism in Eukaryota, Metazoa, Chordata, Actinopteri, Labriformes, Labridae.